Molecule: messenger RNA, 898 nt
Organism: Aricia agestis (brown argus)
Lineage: Eukaryota; Metazoa; Arthropoda; Insecta; Lepidoptera; Lycaenidae
Product: ubiquitin thioesterase otubain-like
Exons: 5
Coding region: 36-863 (275 amino acids)
Biological process (GO): protein K48-linked deubiquitination
Cellular component (GO): nucleus
Molecular function (GO): cysteine-type deubiquitinase activity; ubiquitin binding
Source: RefSeq, a predicted model, not a curated record
UUGAGUUUUGACAAAAAUCUGGAAAAAAGUAAAAAAUGGCGGACGAUGCAUCAAGCAGCAGCGGUUGUACCGGUAAUUUAUGUGAUAAUUCAAUAAAUCAAGAUGAGUUAAUUAUGAAACAGCAACGAGAAAUUGAAAAAGAGAUUUCAGAGUCUAUACCACUUGUUGGAGAACUUGAAGAGUUAUCGUCUCUAGAAAAAGAAUACAAUGAAGAUCCAGUGUAUCUUCUAAAAAUAAAGGAUCUAGCCUCAAAGUAUAAAAAUAUUCGUAGGACACGUCCUGAUGGAAAUUGUUUUUUUCGUGCAUUUUCUUACGCUUAUUUAGAGUAUUUGCUCACUGAUAAAACAGAAUACGACAAAUUUCACGAGAUUGCUAAAGAUUCAAAGGAAGUCCUUGUUGCUUUAGGCUUUUCUCAAUUUACCGUUGAAGACUUUUAUGAAACAUUUAUGGAAGUGGUGCAGAGAGUUGGUGAAAAGUCGGGUGGUGCACCAGCAGAAACAGAGACCAUAAGAGAGGAGCUUCAUGAUAAAUUUAAUAAACAAGGGUAUUCUGACUAUAUUGUGGUGUAUCUUCGUUUGAUAACAUCUGGCCAGUUACAGACUCAACAUGACUUCUAUCAAAACUUCAUAGAAGGACCGAGAUCAGUCACUGAUUUCUGUAGACAGGAGGUGGAACCCAUGUAUAAGGAAUCGGAUCAUAUUCAUAUCAUAGCUCUUAGUAAUGCUCUUAAAAUGGGAGUACGAGUUGAAUACAUGGAUCGUGGAGAAGGCAGUCAGGUGAUUGCACAUGACUUCCCUGAAGGUUCCAAGCCCCUAGUUAAUCUGUUGUAUCGGCCAGGCCAUUAUGAUAUCCUCUACGCAUGAUUGUGAUUAUACUUUAACAAUAAAACUUAAUAUUA